This is a messenger RNA of Nerophis lumbriciformis (worm pipefish), 3001 nucleotides long. It is a transcript of the gene otoa, whose product is annotated as otoancorin. Lineage: Eukaryota; Metazoa; Chordata; Actinopteri; Syngnathiformes; Syngnathidae. The record is from RefSeq and is a predicted model, not a curated record. Gene Ontology annotation, biological process: cell-matrix adhesion. Gene Ontology annotation, cellular component: cell surface.
UCCAACGCUCAGCUGGGAUGGAUGCUCUCUGACACGAUGCAAUCUGAUAUAGAAAAAGCUUCCUUUGAUUUUUCCACACCAGAAACGAUGUGUGCCAUUUUCCGCUCUCCAAACUUCACAUCAGAGGCGAAAAAGAGUGAAAUGAAACCCAGCCUGGCUAAGAAGUUGCUGCAAAAAAUCAAAGAGUGUUACAGAGGAGAAUUGGAGCUUGAAGAUGAUGUCACCCAGCUAGGCCCAUUGACGUGUUACUAUGACAACGCACCCGACUUGACCCCUGAACUCAGCAGGCAACUCCUGGCUCAGUUUUCUGAGUGCAAAAACCCAAAGGCUACAAUGCUCAAGAUGCUCCUUUUGAGGAAGGCCUUGUCCAACUCCAACUGGACCACUUACGAGGUUCUGCACUUGCUUGGCAGCAGUGUUAGCUUGCUGUCUCCCACACAACUGGACAGCAUUGCGAGCGCUGACCUCAAACAGGUGAUCAAAGACCUGCCGCCUGGCGUCCAGUGGAGGAUGACGCAGCAACGAACUCUCGUCAAGAAACUGCUGGGCGAUGACGAGUGUCAGGAGGUUUCCAGUCAGCAGCUGCUCCAACUUGGUCAAGUCAUAAAAGGAGUGCCGAGCUGUGUACUGCGGCGUGUGAAGGCGUUGGAGAUGCUGAAAGACGUGGAGACUCUGAGGAGCGUCUCAGAGAGGAUGAGGAGGGCUCAGAGGAAGGCUAUGUUGCAGGGGCUGCUGAAGAAGAUGAGCGCUUUGGAGCUGGUGGGCCGACUGCCUGGUUCUUUGCUGCGCAGUUUGUCUGUGAAAACUCUGCAGGAAGCAGACAUCACUUCCUCUCUACAAUUAAAGGCGGAGAGUCUAAACCGCCCACAGGCCGCUUUUCUGGCUGCAAAGCUUUUCAAGAGGCGUAAGUCGCACUUUUGGAGGACGUCCAUCAUUCAGGGUGUUACCUGUAAGAUGUUUGACAAAAUGGCUGACACAGACCUGCAAGACAUGGCUCAGGCCAUAGACGAGACACCAUGGUGGCUCUCCAAGGCACAGAUUGGAUGUGCAGCCUGGAAAUACUUUGCAGCUUUGAGGAAAGUACGAGCAGAUUACUUCAAAAACAUCACAGAGGAGCAGCUUAGUAAAAUUCCAACAAGUCUGAUGAUCCACCUGCCGGCUUGGGAAUUGAACCAUCUACCUGAUUCUGUUUGUGAAGUGUUCCUCAACAAGACGCAAUCAGCCAAAUUCUCCUCCCUGCCUCGUCCAUCAACAUCUCGACUUGCGCUUCUGCACAAAGCUCUGCACUGCCUCACCAAGGAUAAGAACAUGUCAUCACUGCUGACCGUAGAAGAUGUUUCCAGACUUGGAGAACUCGUGUGUGAGCUUCCAGCGUCCACGUUGAGCCUAAUGGACGCCAACACCCUCAACGUCAGCAUGCAGGUCAUAGCUUCCUGUCAGUAUGUUCCUCACAGAGAAGCCCUGAUGCAGCUCAUCAAAGAAAACUUUGGGAACCCAUCUGAAUGGUCACAGGAAACUAUGGAGUCACUUGGUCCACUUUGGGAUUGGGAUGAAAAUGCUCUGUUUGCGCUGCCCUUUAAGCCUUGGAUGAUCGAGGUCUUUUAUUUCCUGAGAUCGCAACACAGGACACAAGCUCUGAAGAGGACCUUCUUCAAGCUCAUCACAUCUAAAAGGGAGGACAAAGUCAUGACAGACAGUUUGAACAGUAACGAACCAACAGUAGAUUUAAUAGAAGAACUGGGAAUGGACAACGUGUUCUGGUCAGCUGAUCAACUGGAUGCGAUGUCAUCAGACAUGUUCCUUGUUACCAUGGAAACGCUUGGUUCCAUCCCCGACUACGACUUAGAGCAGCUGACCGUGCUCAGUAAAAAGGCAACUGAGGCUCUGGGUGAAGCGUCUCACAUGAACGAGAGCGUUGUAGCACAGAUAGGAUGUAUCGCUCAGGGAUUCUCCAACGCGGACUUGGAGAAGAUGGCGUUUUCCUUGGACAUGCUGGAGGAAACCGGACGCUGUGACUGGAAAAUGUGGCAGCUGAAUUCAGUGUGGAAAAGUGUCUCGAAGCGCAACAACCUGUCAGCUGAGCAGUUGGACGCGUCAGACAUGGCCGCUCUUAAUGUCUUCAUGUGUGGUCUGAGUUCUGAUGAGAUCUCCCAACUGGACGUAGCUGCUUUCAGGGACGCCGUGGGCUCCAUCAACGACAUCCGCUGCUCGCCCAGCGUUGCCCAGCAGUUCCAGAGGGUUCUGCUGUCUGCCUUUGGACGUCCAGACAGCUGGACGGAGGCGUCGGUCUCUGAAGUGGGCACCAUGAUUGCUGGCUUGCAUGCACACCAGUUGGCGUCUUUGGAUCCAUCCGUCAUGAUGUUUUUUAGUCAGAGCAGCGUUCCACUCCUUCAUCCAAAUAACAUAGCUGCCCUCUCUGUAGCCCAACUAGAGGCCCUUGGUCCUGACAACGCUGCCAUGGUAACCAAAGGACAGCUAGCUGCUCUUACAGAUGUGCAAAUGGACGCCCUGGCGAGGGCCGAGUCCGGGGAAAUGCAAAGUGCUGCAAUUCAGAUGCCAUCAGGAGCUCCUUCAGUGAACACAGAAGGGAUCUCAGCCCUCAUCAAGCCACUUCUGGUUCUCCUGGUGGGAUUCCUGCUACUGUGAUCACUGGGAGAACAACUCGCAGCCUUGGUUACAUUUGUUGAAGAUGAAAACUAUAUUCAUAGAAAAGCAUAUUAUAGAAUGGGAUGGGCGAAUGAAUAAACAUCAAUUAACAUUACAAUCAAUUAAGUGACAUCCAUUUAUAAUUGGAUGGUAAGACCUCUUAGAAGUUUCUGAACUCUUGUUUCCAUGCCAGAAAAUGCUGCCGGAGAAGCUGUGCAGACUGAACAGUGCCUCUACCGGUUGCAGCAGUGUAGUGCACUCUAUUUCCCCUGUAAUAAUCACUUAACUGAAUGCUUUGCCCAUCCCUAUUAGAAUGUUAGUUGCCCAAUGUAACCAAUAAAUUGCAUGACAAUGU